Messenger RNA from Arachis ipaensis, 797 nucleotides. The record is from RefSeq and is a predicted model, not a curated record. Lineage: Eukaryota; Viridiplantae; Streptophyta; Magnoliopsida; Fabales; Fabaceae.
UAUUAACGGACACAUUGUUUACUACUAAUUCUACUAAGAACAUAAAGGUUUAUGUUUCCAGCUAAUAAGCACACUAUGAGUAAAGUGGAUUGGUGAACAUGAUUCUGGAAGCUUGAAUUGAAUAUUAGUUGUUGUGUGGUUUGGUAGGUACUACUCCAUGUAUGGACAUGUUGAGAAGCUAGCACAAGAAAUCAAGAAAGGCGCUGCUUCGGUAGAAGGCGUUGAGGUCAAAAUAUGGCAGGUGCCUGAGACACUGCCAGAAAAAGUGCUUGGUAAGAUGGGUGCACCACCAAAGACUGAUGCACCAAUCAUCACCGCCGACAAGCUGGCCACGGCUGAUGGUUUUGUCUUUGGCUUCCCUACUAAAUUCGGGAUGAUGCCUGCUCAAUUUAAGGCUUUCCUAGAUUCCACCGGAGGUCUAUGGAGGACACAACAGCUUGCAGGCAAGCCAGCCGGAAUCUUCUAUAGCACCGGUUCCCAGGGCGGCGAACAAGAGACGACAGCGCUUACUGCUAUCACUCAGCUUGUGCAUCAUGAAAUGAUAUUCGUUCCGAUCGGAUACACAUUUGGUGCCGGCAUGUUUGAGAUGGAGAACGUGAAAGAUGGAAGCCCAUACGGGGCCGGAACUUAUGCCGGUGAUGGCUCAAGGCAGCCAUCUCAGCUUGAGUUGGACCAAGCAUUCCACCAAGGAAAGUACCUUGCAUCCAUCACAAAGAAGCUCAAGAAGGAACAAGCUGCAUAAAAUAUGUUGGCCUAAUACUUAUAGAUAAUAUUAAUAAUAAUUAUUCAACUACACU